Molecule: messenger RNA, 4009 nt
Organism: Bombus pyrosoma
Lineage: Eukaryota; Metazoa; Arthropoda; Insecta; Hymenoptera; Apidae
Product: phospholipase A2 inhibitor
Exons: 6
Coding region: 2438-3616 (392 amino acids)
Cellular component (GO): membrane
Molecular function (GO): protein binding
Source: RefSeq, a predicted model, not a curated record
GCUGACGAGUUGAUUUUAACAAAUGGAGCUCUAUAAGUACUGUGAAGAAUUAAGAUAGCAAUCACGACCACAGAAACGCAUUCACGCAUACAAAUUCGUUAUUCGUUAAUAUUUCAUGGCAUGUAACUUUUAUUAAAUUUAUAUAGCCUGAAGAUUCAUUUAAAUUCCUAGUACUCACUAAAACGUCCGCCAUAAUGUAUUAUACAUCCUUUCUGCUAUUUACUGUUGUUUCAAAUUUUAGACGUCUAUCAGAAAUAUAGAUAUCAAUUAUUAUUAUAUAAACAUAUAUAUAUAAAACAAUAUUAUGAAUAUGAAAUUGAAUUCAAACGUAUUUUAAAUGUAAUAAUUUAAAAAGAAUUUAAGCUAAAAUUUCAAAUGACAAUCCAGUAUAUAGCAAUUCUCUGUUACUUGCCACUUUGCUACAGAUAGAUAAAGCCAACACCACAACCAAGAGAAAUCUCAUAACAUAAUUAAGCAUAAUGUUUCUCGGAUUUUCCUUCUCCACUACUAAAUUUAAAAUAGAGUUUCAUUAUUAAAUAUAUUUCGCAUAUUCAUACUAUAUUACAAAACAUUUGAAACACAGAAAAGACGAAAUUAAAUAUUUGAUAAAAAAAUAUUCAUUCUACAAGAACCUAAGUAUUUUAUCCUUGGUAAAAGAUUAGAAAAAUAAGCUUAUAUGUAACCAAAGAUCACUACGUAAGGUUAAAAAUUACAACUUCCGUGACUAUUACAAUCUCCUUUUUAACUGAUGAUCUUACUUGGCAAUAUUGUUCAAAUGUUUGCGUAUUAUAGUGGUUUUCAUCCAGUGUCCUACGUGUCCAAGAAGUUUCUUAGCGUUAAAAUGAUCGGUAAACGUUUAUUCACUUUCUACUUCAAGCAGACCGUAGGAUUCAAUUAACUAGCUUUUAAAAAAGAUUUUGGAAUUAUUAAGCGAAAGGGCUAAAAUAAAUAACUUUAGUCAAUCACUGAUUUCAAUCGAUUAAAGUAAGAGUAUUUAUCGAUGAAACUUUCUCAUAUUUUAUUUUAUAGGUUUAUGGUCUCAUGUUACUAAAUUAUUAGUAAAAUGGCAAUAUAAAACAAGAUUUGUUUAUAAUGCAAAUGUAAAUCUAAAGCAUUUCAAAGUGAUAAACUAUAAAAGAAUAACUCACAAUCAUUAAAGCUUACCUCAUGCGUUUAAAUUUUGAUCUCCUUGAACUGGUACGUCGUAUGUACAUAAUGUGUAAAUACAUAUACAUAUAUAUGUAAGGCACAUGCGUACAAGGUAAAGCAAAGCAUUCAAGUCAAACUAGUCGUUCGAAGAUAUAUCGAAACCGAUUUCGCAUUACAAGAAAAAAUUAAGCAUAAUUUUUAAUUCAGUGGGUCUCUGAAAUUUUUUAAUAUUUUAGAAAAUUCUAACUUUCUUCUCAUUUCUUAAUGUAUAUUCUUCAAGAAUAAAAUCUUAAUUUUUCUAUUAUCAUUUAUAUUAUAUGAUAUGAUUUAUUCAUUAAUGUAAAUAAUUUUUUUUCAAAUCUAGAUUCUCCGCAUUUCUACAUAUCAAAAGCUAUGGAUAUAAUCUAAUUCCUUUAUCUUUAAUAAAUCUAUAUUCUCCGUUAGCAGUAUAUACACUUAAAGGAAGUGCAACACAUGCAGUUAAAAUUUGGGCCAGCCUGAUCGUCGUCGAAAAGCGAAGCUCUAUAAAAAGAACGCGCAUUCAGAUGAAAAAAGACGAAUGACCGGAAAGAAGGUAAAAAGGAAAGAUAAAAAACGGCCCAGAGAAAAGCACGAGCUCGACAUUCGUUGAAAAAGGAGGGACACGGAGGUACAAGGAGAAAGUGAGAAAAAGUAUAGGAAGGGUUGGAAGGAGGGAGCACAGGUGCGGCUGCUACGUCCGGACCGCCUCUAAGUGUAAUGUUGUCCGUCGCGCAGUGAGGUGAAGUCCUCUUUUCCAUUUUGUUCCAGCCUGCCAUGAUAUUUCGAGCAUCCAGUGACUCGUUUCGGUGUCGUGUUCCUUCAACAGGUUGUCUCUCCACAUUGCUGGCCAACGGAACUUCCCCCUACUUCAAUCCAGUUUAAAUUGUUAAUACAGUUACAGUUUAUAUUCUUUCACUGAAAAAUUUGUUAAUGUUAACGUAACUUUGAAAGUUUGUUGAAACCAUUAAGGUGAAAUUCAAGUUUGAAAAGGGAACCAGGGAAAGAUGAAAACAAAGAGAUUCCUUUAGUGAUUUCUGAAACGAAUUCACCGGUGAACUUGGGUGAAUCACGAUCUCAUCCCUCCUCCUCCUCCACCUCUUUCUCAUCUUUCUCUACCUCCUGUUGCUUCGAGCGAUAUCAAAAUAUUGAGACAUUAAAUGAAAUGGACUACAGUUAUAGUGUUUGAAAAGAAUAAUAGAUGAAAAAGAUAUAAUGUCUUUAGUUUAACAAUUUUUAUUGUAUUGACAAAUGAACCUAUACAUGCAUAAUGAAGAAAUUUUAUGCAAUAUUUUUUUUAAUAUGCACAUCCACCGCUGACUUUUCCAAUGUUUGCGACCCUAAUUGGCAUUCGUUGGAAACGUUAGAAACCGCCAAAGUGGAGUGUGGACCAUCUUUUGAAAAUCGUUGCUAUUGCAUGAGGACAUGCUACGAGAAUCACCAUCAGUAUGUCGUUAAUUGUACUGAAUCAGGAUUUCAUAACGCGGCGCCGUUAUCGCACUUGCCGAACGAUACACAGGUACUUAUUUUUACCGGGAACAAUCUCGGAGAGCUUCCAUGGAACGUAUUCGGCACUCUAGAUAGUUUGCCUCACUUAAGAGUGAUAGAUAUGUCUAACAAUAAAAUAAGAGAAAUUCGAGGGAAGGCAUACCAUCACGUCCAACACGUCGAACGACUUAUUUUAGAUUUCAACGAAUUAUCGUUGGAUCCUGCAAGAAGUCAUCCCAGGGUAUUCUCUAAUUUCGUCUCCCUCUUGGAACUCCAUUUAACUGACGCCUUCGAGGAUGGUCCACCGAGAGAUCUUGCAGCGACACUACAUGAUAUUUUUGUCAAUAGUAAUUUAACGCAACUGAUAAAACUCCAUUUGGAACAAAAUGAAAUAUCAGAAUUUCGGGACAGUAAUGUAUUCUGCGAUCUCCCGAAUCUUUUGGACCUUUAUCUCGGCGAUAAUGCACUUACCGCUUUGCAUUUUAAUAUAUCCUGUCUCCACAAAUUACGUUUCUUGGAUCUUCAACGAAAUAAGUUCACAAAAGUGGUCGAUCAUGAUCUGCACGCUAUGGACACUCUUAUCAAGCAUAAUCAAAGCAUAGCUGUAGAUUUCACUGGAAAUCCAUUUGUGUGUUCGUGCAAAUUAAAUCCCUUUAUAAAGUGGAUGAGGAAGACGAAAGUGUUUGUUCGUAAUAAAGACAAUUUGAAAUGUUUUGAAGGUGAAAUACAUCAUGAAAUACAUGAAACAAAGAACUGUACGCCGAAAUUGUUCUCAUCAACUCCACGCGGUGCAACUGUUCUGCUCUUUUUCCUCUGUAUAGUGUUAAUAGGACUGGUGUGCGCCUUAAUUUAUGUACAACGCACGAAAUUACAAAAGAAAAUUGAGCCUAUAUUAGAUUCGGUGAACAAGAGGGUACGAUACACCUCUAUAGCAACCGGUGAUACUCGAGAAGAUUUAUGAAUGAAAUGAAAACGUUCUUCGAUUAAGAAUUAACAAAGAAGAGAUUUAACGCUAAAAUAGUCAAUCAUUUUUAAACUCCCGAGAAGUUUCAUUCUUUUUUAUUAUAUAACACACAAAUACAUAAUUUCUUUUUUGUCAUAAGUAAUUUAAAAUAUAAUAAGGUAUGUUUAAUAAUAUAAUGAGGCAUUAAUAUUUAUAAUGCAAUAUGUGGUGAUUAAUUUAGAAGUAAAGAAAAAGGAUAGAACCAUCACUGAAUAUUCUUACAAGCUAUUUUUUACGACAUUAACAUGCUGAAUUUAUUGACUUAAUAAUUAUAAACGAAGAACAUGUAAUUUUGAUAUUGUUAUUGUCUCGAGUAUGUCUAGUAUCGAAUAAAUGUUAUAUAUAUUUAUA